AUGGCCGCCUCUCACGCUCAGGUCUCAGAGGUUUUGGUGGAAGAGAAAUCGAGCGUUAGAAUCCUGACACUAAGCAGGCCCAAGCAGCUGAAUGCUCUGUCCUUCCAGAUGAUCUCUCGGUUGCUGCCACUGUUCCUUGCAUAUGAGGAGGACCCUAGUGUGAAACUUGUCAUCAUAAAGGGUCAGGGAAGAGCCUUUUGUGCUGGUGGCGAUGUUUCAGCUGUUGCUCGUGACAUCGCACAAGGCAAAUGGAGACUCGGCGCCACUUUCUUUUCAGAUGAAUACAUGCUCAACUAUGUUAUGGCCACGUAUAGCAAACCUCAGGUUUCAAUUUUGAAUGGUAUUGUCAUGGGAGGCGGAGCUGGUGUCUCUGUCCAUGGUCGAUUUCGCAUUGCAACUGAGAACACGGUAUUUGCCAUGCCUGAGACAGCUCUGGGGCUCUUUCCAGAUGUAGGCGCCUCCUACUUCUUGUCAAGGCUCCCUGGAUUUUUUGGAGAGUAUGUUGGGCUCACAGGAGCUAGGUUAGAUGGCGCCGAAAUGCUUGCUUGUGGUCUUGCAACUCAUUUUGUGCCUUCAACGAGGUUGACUGCAUUAGAGGCAGAUCUUUGCAGAGUUGGAUCAAGUGAUCCAACUUUUGCCUCAACAAUUCUCGAUGCAUACACUCAGCGUCCGCACCUGAAGCUGCAGAGUGCUUACCACAGAUUAGAUGUUAUCGAUAGGUGCUUCUCGAGGAAAACAGUGGAAGAAAUUAUAUCUGCACUUGAAAGAGAGGCUACUCAGGAACCAGAUGAUUGGAUGUCAGCUACCAUUCGGGCAUUGAAGAAGGCAUCGCCAGCAAGCCUUAAAAUCUCACUUAGAUCGAUAAGAGAAGGAAGAUUGCAGGGGGUGGGGCAGUGUCUGAUCCGUGAGUAUAGAAUGGUGUGUCAUGUGAUGAAGGGCGAAAUAAGCAAAGAUUUUGUGGAGGGGUGCAGAGCCAUACUAAUAGACAAAGAUAAGAACCCAAAGUGGGAGCCAUGGCGACUGGAGGACAUGAAGGAUAGCAUGGUAGAGCAGUACUUCAAGAGAGUGGAUGAAGAGGAGGGAUGGGAGGAUCUAAAGCUUCCGCCAAGGAAAAACUUGCCUGCUUCAGCGAUUGCAAAGCUGUGA
This is a messenger RNA of Microthlaspi erraticum, 1146 nucleotides long. NCBI's taxonomy places the organism in Eukaryota, Viridiplantae, Streptophyta, Magnoliopsida, Brassicales, Brassicaceae. The record is from the annotation of a GenBank genome assembly.